Messenger RNA from Amaranthus tricolor (Joseph's coat), 1874 nucleotides. RefSeq lists its product as uncharacterized. The record is from RefSeq and is a predicted model, not a curated record. The transcript is spliced from 7 exons. Lineage: Eukaryota; Viridiplantae; Streptophyta; Magnoliopsida; Caryophyllales; Amaranthaceae. Bases 227 to 1684 code for a protein of 485 amino acids.
CGCAAGAAUGAAGUAAAAUCGAAAAAGGAAAAGACAGAAGAGAUGGAAAAGUGUGAAUAGACAUGAGGUCAUGAGCAUUCCAGUAUCAACUAUCAACCCUGGGCAGUGGAGACUGUGGAGUAUCUUUUUAUUAUUUUCUUAAAACAGUAAUAAAUUCCCUUGUUAUUCUUUCUACUUUGGUCCUAGAUCUCUCUAUUCUACUCUCUGAUUCCUCUUCUACUCCACAAUGCACAGAUUCCCUGUUUGUCUCACUGCUUUUCUAGCUCUUCUCCUUCCUUUACUCUCUCUUUUUCCAGUUUCUGCUGCUGCUGCUUCUACUCCUGCUGGCCCAUUGCUUAAACAUCUAUCUUCAUUUCUUAAAUGGACCAAGAAUUCCCCCAAAUCUACCCAAUUAGAUGGCCCAGUAAUUCAGUUUGAAAAUGGGUACUUAGUAGAGACAGUGGUGGAAGGAAAUGCGCUUGGAGUUGUGCCAUAUGCAAUUAAGGUUUCUAAGGAAGGAGAGCUUUUUGCUGUUGAUUCUGAGAAUAGUAACAUUGUGCGAAUCACUCCUCCACUUUCUCAAUAUAGUAGAGGAAGGCUAGUGGCUGGAUCAUUUCAGGGUAAAACAGGCCAUGUUGAUGGAAAAUCAAAUGAUGCUCGUUUUAAUCAUCCUAAAGGAGUGGCCAUGGAUGAUAAAGGAAAUGUAUACAUUGCUGACAUUGACAAUCUUGCUAUCAGAAAGAUUGGAGAAGGGGGAGUGACGACAAUUGCUGGAGGAAAAUCAAAUGUCGCAGGGUACAGCGAUGGGCCAAGUGAGGAUGCAAAGUUCUCCGCAGAUUUUGAUGUGGUGUAUGUUCCAUCCACUUGUUCUUUGUUAGUUGUUGACCGAGGAAAUGCUGCACUCCGUCAAAUUUCUCUUAAUCAAGAAGACUGCGAUGCUAAUUACAGUUUCAUUUCAGCAUCAGAUAUUGUGAUGGUCAUUGGUGCUAUCUUUGUUGGAUAUGCCUCAUGCUUGCUUCAUCAGGGAUUCGGACCUGCUUUUUUCUCAAAUUUUCUUCAACCUUCAGCGUCAGAUGUCCAGCAAAAACCAUUGAUUGAGACCCCAGAGAAUGUAAAGGUGGAGCAAGCGACUGGUCCUGGAUUGCCUUCCUUUGGACAGAUGAUAACUGAUCUUUCAAAGCUAGUGCUAGAGUCGCUCAGAAAUGCCAUUUUGCCAUUUGUUCCGUCGCGUUUUAGCUCAAGGAAAGGACUCACUCCCUUAAAAGACUCUCUUAAGAUGCCUGACGAUGAAACUAAACCGGAAUUAGCCCAAAAGCAGAGGACACCUACCCCUCUCUCGGAAUCCUGGCAGGCAUAUGCCCCGAAUUCUACAGAGAAAUAUUCCGAAGCAAAACCUUCGAAGAUAAGAACAGCUACUUCGAAGGAAACUUCUUCAUCGACCAAACAUAGAUCUUCUAAACGACAAGAAUACACAGAUUUUUAUGGGUCCACUGAUGUCCCUCAUUACAGUGGACAGACAAGAUCUAAACCCCAUAAAGAGAGGUCAAAGCAUCGGCAUCGAGACAAGAGCGGAGAAGCAAGUUCGGUGGCUCCUGCAGCUGAGCCUAAGCCUAGUGAAUUCAAGACCAUGAACUAUACUGAUACGAGGUUCAACCCUUAUAGUGUAGGCAAUAGAUACAUGCCAGAUGGUUCCUAUCACUAUUAAAUAAAGUAGCUAAAUUUGUUUAAUGAAUGAUAUUGUAUAACUAGCUUUGCUUAAUCUUGAAUAGAAAUAUGAGUUGAGAUCUCUGAGUAAUCCAUGACAAGCUUCAUUUAAUUGGAAAUUGUUAAAACUUAAGAGAGAUAAGGAGGAAAUAGAACGAGUAAAAGUUAAAAGAUGGAGAUAUUUUUACUCA